This is a messenger RNA of Polypterus senegalus (gray bichir), 6867 nucleotides long. It is a transcript of the gene mbd1a, whose product is annotated as methyl-CpG binding domain protein 1a. The record is from RefSeq and is a predicted model, not a curated record. The transcript has 20 exons. Gene Ontology annotation, molecular function: zinc ion binding; DNA binding. NCBI's taxonomy places the organism in Eukaryota, Metazoa, Chordata, Cladistia, Polypteriformes, Polypteridae. The coding region runs from base 494 to 3601 and encodes 1035 amino acids.
AGUGGUGAGUGCUGUCACGGACAGCAUUGUCACAAUUUCGUAAUGGCGUCGAAGCAAGGAAGCUUUGGUCGUCUUUUUUGUUUCAGCCUACGCGUCUGCAGCUCAGAGUCACGCGGCGGGCUGUGCCUCCGCCAGCGGCUUAGUUCGAUCGCGCCCUCGGCACGUGACACGAGUGAGACCGGCUGUUCUCUGGUCUUGCUCUCCCCCCUCUUCCAGUUCCCCUCCCCCCUCCGUCAGCUAUCUUUCUCGCGCUGCCGCUUCUAUUCCCGACCAUUAUUAACAGCGACUCCCAUGUCAGCUUCAACCAGAGGGCUUCCGGUUCCUGGACUGUAAACUUUCAGCCAUGCCUGAUUUUUAAACAGCACCUUUCCAUAAAAGAAGACAGUCAAAAAGAGUACACAGAGCCACAUUGGAUGAGCACAACAAAGGCCAAAGUGUAAAUGAAAAAGCAUUGCAACCAGUUCUUGGCAUUUUGAAGGUCCACAUUAAGUGCAUGUAUGAAUUACAAAGGGUGCCAAGCAGGCAGUUGGACUUUGCUGAAAUGAACCUUGACACAUUGGAUACUCCCGUGGAGAAUGGUUUAACUUUGGUUACAGAACUCCAGCCUGUAGAAGAGUCUGUGUGUCAGCUUCAUGUUGCAGCUGAAAAUGGUGAAAAAGAUGUGACUUCAACUACAGAACCUAAGUCUGUAGAAAAGCCCAUAUGUCAGCUGCCUGUAGUAGCUGAAAAUGGCAAAAAUGAUGAAACUUCAGCAACAGAUCCUCAUUCUGUAGAAGAACCUGUGUGUGAGCUCAACAAUGAAGCUGAAAAUGAUGAGAAUGAUGCAGCUUCAGCUGCAGAACCUCAGCCUGUACAUGAGCCUAUGAGUCAGCUGCCUUUUGCUGCAGAAAAUGGCGAGAGUACCAUCACAAAAUAUAAAGAAAAAGAUGAAGUUGCAUUGUCCAAUAAAGAUGAGGUUAAUUCAGAAAAUGUGGUGGAAAUGGAAGUGGAUGUCUCAGGAAAUGAAGAUAAUACCAGCCUGUCAGUUGCAAACAAAGAAGUCAGUUUAUCAGGAGUGUUCAAGAAAGAACUGAAAGUGAGGCUAUUUCCUAAACAGCGAAAAAAGAAGACUGGUACUGGAGAGAAUUGGGAAGACUGGCCAAUUUUGGGAGAAGGAUGGAAGAGGAAAGAAGUGUUUCGGCGAUCUGGGCUCUCUAUGGGGAAAACAGACACUUAUUAUUUAAGCCCUGAUGGACUGCGAAUGAGAAGUAAGAUCGAGCUAGUCAGUUACCUUGGAGGAGAACUUGAUCUAUCAGAUUUUGAUUUUAAGUCGGGUUGUUUUGUGGAUCCUGAUACAAUUAGAAAAGCAAAUCGAUGGGACAGAAAACGCAAUGACAAAGCCAAACCUGAGAAGAAGCCGAGAAGAAAGAAGAAACCUGCGAUGGAGAAUGAUGGCAUGCGAAAAAUUUCCUAUACCCCAGAAAAAAAUAACAGCAUGGAAAAGAUGCAUGGUUCAGUUAAGACUCCCCCUAACAAAAUGCCCACUGUGAUUAGAAUGUCCCCAUCAAUGGUAAUAGCCCCCCCAAAACAAUCAACACCAAACAAGUUUUCACCACCAAAGACAUCCUCAACUCAGAAAAAAGCAAGCUCAGGCUUUUCAUCCUCUUUCCCAUCUGGUGAAGCAUUGGUUGUUGGCUGCGAUAACUGUGGACAGCCUUUCACUGAUAUUGUGUUUGCAAAAGCAGGACAGCAGUCUUUAUGCUCAGAUUGUAAACCCUCUUUGAAUAUGGAGGACGGUCGUAACAUAGUUUUCAGAAAGUGGCUACCGUGUGGCCAGUGCAUAGCCUGUCGAGUUACAGUGGACUGUGGAAUGUGUGCCAGCUGCAGGCAUAAACUUCUCAAUCCAGAUUCUCGGAAACCUGUGAGGUGUAGAAAACGGAAAUGCCUCCAACCUAUUCGAAAGAAAAGAAUACUAAAGGGACCAAGACGAAUGAAACAACCAAAAAUUUCAACUGAAAUCAGGAAAAAAAGAACAAACAGACUUUUUGUAUUUGAUCAAGUUGGACAGAAAAUGAAGAGAAAACAAGAAGCUAAUUAUUCAAGGAAGCUACAACCACUUUUGAAAAUGCAGAACUUUGAAAAAAUAAGGCAAGAAGAGGAUGUAGAAGAGACGAGAGAAUCAACAAGAGAGUCAUACAGUGAGGCUCCUGGGGAUGCAGUAAGAGAAACAAGAAAGCAGUUUGAAGAAGAAAAGUUAAUGGAGCUAAGGAAGAUUCCUGCUCCACAGUAUUCUGAGCCUGAGGACUUCUUUUACUUCUGUGUUGAAAAUGACCAAGAACGUGACCAUGAUGACAAUGAUGGUCCCAAAAAACGUAGUCGACGGUCAUGUGGAAAAUGUGAAGCUUGCCUUCGUACCACUGACUGUAGGACAUGUGAUUUCUGCCAAGACAAACCUAAAUUUGGAGGACGCAACAAAAAGCGACAAAAGUGUCGAUUAAGACAGUGCCAGGUUGAAGCUAUGAGGCAUUUACUACCAUUUCAAAAGGGUCGCUCUAAGCACAUGGCAGAUGUAGGCUGGCUUGGGCCAGGCAGAAGUCGAACGCGGCCUUCUAUAAACUCGAAGAGCCGAAAGACUAAAAUUGGAAAGACCAAAAAGACUGUGUCUUCGUGGAAUGCUUGGGACGUCUUUGAGUUCAAUGAGGAUGAUGUAGAAAUCAGUGAUGAACCAACGGAGAGCAGAGCUGUGGGAACAGAUUCUCAGGAGUGCUUCAGGAACAAUUAUGGAAAUAUUCAGAUUGUGAAAGUCUCAGAAUAUCAGGAAAAUGGCCAAGCUCAAAAUGAGGAAUGUUAUAGGAGUGAUUUUGGAAAUAUUCAGGUUUUGAAAAUUCCUGAUUUUCCUGAAGAUGGCCAGGUGCAGAAUGAGGUCUAUGCAGCACUGGAAACAGAUGUCAUUUAUCAGCCACAGGACAUUGCUUUUCAUAAAACACCAGUUGCCUAUGAGAAAUCUCAGACAACAUUUAGCAAAUCCCCUCCAAAUCUACCCAAGGACCUACAGCCAAAGGACCCUAUCAAUACAAUAAACCUGGGAGAAGAUGUGGAAAUUGUGCAAGUUGACACUGGGGAAGAUGAUGACGAUGUUGAAGAAGUAACACCUGUGAUCACGGAGAUUUACAGCUUAGCAGGAAGCAGCACAGAGAACAGCAUGCAUCAGGAACUGCUUCAAUUUUUGGAUUCUAUCCGGCAGGUCCCAUUACCUGCAUAUUGGGUUGGUCUGGCAGUGGAUGGACCAAAAAUUCAGCUUGUUCAGUGUUCCAAACUGUCAACCAUGGCUGAUACGGUGGUGCAGAUUGAACCAGGCUUCUUCUAUCAGAUCAUCGUCCAAGGCCAGCCUCUGCUGCUUUCACAUCCUCUAUAUGAAGACCACCCUCUGCGACUCUGCACUGUUAGUAAUGUGGUUGGGCUGCUCAUGGACCUUGAAAAGCAUCAAGUGUGCCCUGGCUAUCCUAACAACUUGCCAGGCCCACACGAGGACCCUAUAUUGCUGGUACGAGCAGCUGCCUGUGACCUGCUGGUACAGGAUGAACGGUGUGACAAGUGCAGCAUCACACCGUUGGUUAUCUGAAACUUUUCAUUUAUGUUCCAAGUGCUGCAAGAGUUAUGUGCAAGAAUUGACUCUACCUCUCUAAACUUUCUGCCUCUAACUCAGUUGGCCACCAACCCUGGUUGUCAAGAUUGGUCAGUCCCUUAAUGUGUUUUCUCUAGUCUGCUGGACAUGGGAAGACGCAUAAUAUAUUUUUUCAUUUCCCUUUUUUAGUAUUUAUAUAAAGUUCUCUAGAAGACUGGACAUUAACUGGAUGAAAGAAUUGUAGUAUCAGAUUUCUUCCUGUCUCAUUCCUCCAUGCUGUCUGGAACAACGGGUGGCACUAUAUUGCUCCUUCAACCUUCUAUCUUAUGCUGAGCACCCACUUCAGGUCUCUAGUUUUAUAGAGUACUGUUCUUACAUUUGCUCAGACUCUUGAACAAAAUUUCUUUUUCUGAACACACUUGAACAAACCACCAUCCAUAUGCAGCAAUAAUCUUGUUUCUUUUUAUCUUGUUUCUUUUUGUAUCUUUCAUUACGUUUUUUUUCUUACUUUCUUUGGUUCUUUAUCAACUGGGUGCUGCAUGAUAGUCAUUUGCACUCAAAUGACAUAGGUUCAACUUCUUAUUUCAUUUGCAUUGUGUAUGUAGUAUCAGGGAGUCUGGAACUUUUUAGUGCAUCUGGUUCUUCUUUUUCUGAAUAACCUGAUGCAUAUUAAUGGAACGAAAAUAUCCUAGUGGCCAAUAAGUGCAGGUUUAAACUAAAUGCUUUUCCCUCCAGGCACAAUGCAGUAUCCUGAACAGAAAUGAGCUAUCCUAGAGGUCAUUAUGGAUCACGCUUACUGUGUGAUACUUGUUUUCAUCAUUUCUGAGCACAUUUGCAGCUUUCCAGUAAAUGCUGUUGCUCCCCAGUUGGAGAUCCUGUAAGCUUUAUACUUGAAAUUGGAGGGCAUGUGAUGCUAUCUUAGGUUGUUCUUGCUUUUUAAUGUUGUUUUUUCAGAUCUAAGAAAAACAGCAAGUUGCCGUAGUGGAUAUAGGAAGCACAAUACAAAAGUAGUCUUUGCCGAGUACACCAGAUUCAUGGAUGUUCGACCAUAGGAUGACUGCAGAUCUCUUGUUCACUUUUAAAGUUUUGCCAUAGAAUACUGUUGUUUCCCCUACUGCCUGGACAUUUAUUACACUGAGCCAAAUUCAUUGCUGAAACAUAAGAAGUUUCUCGAUGGUUGUCUGCUUCUGUUGUUCAUAUACAUUCCACUCUGGGCAGCUGUAGCCUUCCCAAAGCUUAAGCUCGAGUGGGAAUAGUAAUGCUUUUCUAGCACCUUACUUUCAUCUGUUAAAAGCAGUUCAGAGAAGUCCUUCAGCUAUAAGCCUCUCUUUUCUCUUUUCUGUUUGGGGAUGUCAGUGCCAUUUGUUUGACAGACCUUGGUGCUAAAAUAUAUGUUUUAACCAUAUUGUAAUGAGCUUAUGUUAUGUUACGUUCCAUUUAUUGUUAAUAACCUAACAAAAACUGGCAAUGAUUAAAGAUUGCCUGAUAGGUUUCUCAUUAAAUUUGUAUUGGCAGUCCCUGUAUGCCAUAUUAGAAGAGGCAAUACUGAGCACUGCUUUUAAAUUUAAUUUAUUUAUUUAUUUUUUUUAAAUUAAUGUCUUAAUUUUUUUUAUCUGUCCCCAAGUAUUAGAGCUGUAUUGCCACUACUGCAGGUUAUUUUUUAAGAAGCUCACAGGAGCUCACAAGUCUUUUAUCUGGUGGUGCUGGAGAAGGGUGAGGCUGUUAAUUAUAGAUUAAUUUUGUACCUUGGAUGUGUUAAUUAUAGAAUGUAUAAUUAAUUCAUUAGAACAACAGCUUCACAGAAGGCAAAGCAUUUAUUGGAAAACCUUUUUCAUUGGCUGUCUGCAUGUCUGUGUAAAAGGUCAAGCGCAAUUCUGAUCUGAUUGGGUGCUUAAGGAUUUCUGGCCGGUGAAAAGUGUGUGGUUACAGGCAACAUAAGUUCAUUCUUAGCAGUUGUCUAAAAAUGUACAGAAAAAUGAAUGGUGUUCUUACAAGCAGUUAAGCAGCAGUCAUAUGUGACAUAUUUUGUUGGAACCUUUAUCCAAGAUGAUAUACAGCAAUUAUGUUUUUUUUAUUUCAUUAAAAAAAUAUUUCAACUGAGCACUGCAUUGGAUUGUGGUGAUUAGUAUUAAAUUCUAGAUAUCCACUUGUACCUCAAGGGCAAUAGUACAGAAGUUGCAGUUUUCAAAUUAUUGAUGAGAAGUGCUCAGUUAUUUUAGCAGGAAACACCUUCAUGUUACUUUAGUUAACCAAGUUGCACUUUUUGAAACUGACAGUGAAAUAAUGUCAGCUCCAUUAUUAUGACUGCUAUGAUUUAUUAUUAUAAAGAAACAGACCUUUUUAGCAUUGCUAGUCACCAUGGUUGAAGUUUUCCAAUAAAUGAUUAAAAAAAGCAAGAACAGUCCAGCUUAUGGUAUAUAUUCAGUGAACAUAUAGAUGGCUGAAUCAGCUGCUGGCAAAAUAUGUGUAAUCUUUUAUAGUCAUUGUUCAAUGAAUUAAGAUUUGUUUGUAUUCAUAUAUUUGCCAAUGGAAAAAAAAAGAAAUUCCAAACUAGUUUCUGCUAAAUAACCUCCUUAAACCUGCUGCCUUCUGAGCUGUGUGUCAGAACUUGAUUCUUGAGGGUACUUGAACAAGCAUCCUUCCAAAGCUCAGGACUGUAGGCUGGUAGCGUCGGAGCUGGAUGCCUUCCAUGCAGCAAGCUGCAGUCUGUCUGCCCAGUAAGCUCCCACUGUUUCCAGACUUUCAUCCUGUGUGCCUUCAGCUCAGUCUUUCCUGAAUCCAGAGUGGGCAGGAGGGCACCAGGAUGGCAAAAUCCCAGCAUCUGAGAAAGGGUCUGCCUUUUUUGGUGCCACCAGGGUGGAGCUUUUAUUUAACUGCCUUAAUUUUAAAACAACUAUAGCAGAACCAGGGUGGUUUAUUAUUCAAACUCAGCCCUGUGGGUUUGAUGGUAUUACUUGUAUCCCAUUUUAAUUUUUUUUUUUUUUUGUGUAAAUAUCAAAGUGAAUUUUGCUGUUUUAUUUAAGAAAAAUGAAAAAAUAAAAAGUAUUCAUUAACACACUGGAUCAAUAUUACAAUAUUAAAAAAAGUUUCACUUUAAGUAACAGAGUUUUAUCAGACUUCCUAAAUGCCUGGUUUAUUCAUUUUUUCCUCCAGCUUUAAAGCCACUGUCUCUUACUCUGGGCAUUAGUUGAGGAGCUGGGAAGAAAUGUAAAAAUUGUUUUUACAGUAUGUUUGUGCAGAAUCUAAUAAAAUGGAUGAAAUAA